Funneliformis geosporum is the source of this 207-nucleotide messenger RNA. The record is from the annotation of a GenBank genome assembly. NCBI's taxonomy places the organism in Eukaryota, Fungi, Glomeromycota, Glomeromycetes, Glomerales, Glomeraceae.
UUCCUAAUAAGUCUGAAACAUCCGAUAAAUCAAAACUUGAUAAGUUGCUCGAAGGCAGAAAUAUUACUCUCAACUGUUUGAUUCCUGGUGAGAAAGCAAGGGAUAUCUUUGAAGUAACGAUAUCUAACGCUAAUAACAAUCGAGUUUCUUCUCUCAGGGUUGAAAUCAGAAAUCGUCGCCUAGAUCUAUUUCGAGAUAUUGAUUCGA